Teleopsis dalmanni is the source of this 2631-nucleotide messenger RNA. RefSeq lists its product as uncharacterized. Bases 1 to 2514 code for a protein of 837 amino acids. Gene Ontology annotation, cellular component: cytoplasm. Gene Ontology annotation, biological process: signal transduction; G protein-coupled receptor internalization. NCBI's taxonomy places the organism in Eukaryota, Metazoa, Arthropoda, Insecta, Diptera, Diopsidae. Gene Ontology annotation, molecular function: G protein-coupled receptor binding. The record is from RefSeq and is a predicted model, not a curated record. The transcript has 8 exons.
AUGGUGUUGGGAUGGGACUACAAAUCAUCUGAAUUCACAUUACCAAGUACUAAAAACAAACGCUAUUGCCCAUUCGAAUGCAUCGAUUUGUUAACAACAAGUAAAGAUGAAUUUGGCACACAACGUGUAUAUAAAAAAACUUCACCGAAUUGUGUGAUUACACUUUAUCUACCGACACGCGAGAUAACACUAUCGGGCAGCAGUCCAUCCAUACUACGUGGUAUUGUUUUCGUUGAUCCAAAAGCUAUACAAGGUUAUCGUGUGUAUGCACAGCUGACUUUGACGUUUCGCUCCUGUGAUACCAACAGAUGGCGUCCUCUGAAUUCUGUUGAAUUAAUCAAUGUUAUAGCUCUUACUCAGAGCCGACCACCAAACGACAGCGCCAGACGUGAGAAUUGGACGUACAAUGGCCGUAUACAUCCAGUGUUGCCUAAGAAUUUCUUACAUUUUUCUAUUUUUUUCUUAUAUUUUGACAGUUAUGGUCGUGAGGAUGAGGAGGUAAUGGGUCUGCGCUUUUGUAAUGAGGCCAUUAUGUCGUUACAUCAAAUAUGGCCACGCAACGAAGAACCUGCACGAGAGUCCUUGAGUCCGUUGCAAGAAGCACUUGUUAAACGUUUGGGUGAUGGUGCACAUCCAUUUACACUGAGUCUGACAUCCCAAGCGCCACCUAGUGUGCAAUUAGUGCCAGCAAAACGUUACUAUGGAGCACCGAUUGGUACUAGUUAUGAUGUCAGAUGCUUUAUAGCUGACAAAACUGAUGAAAAAUUUCAUCGUCGCGCUUCCGUUAAAAUGGGCGUACGCGUUAUUUAUCGCACUGAUGUUUUUCAUCAUACCAACGGACCGGAAAACUUUGCAGCACUCAUCAACAGUCAAGCCGCAUCACCACCGAUGACGGCAGCUUUAACAUCUCCAACAACCGCACCAAUCGCACAGCAACCAUCAAGUGCACAGCACGAUACAGCACAAAUAACCGCCUCAACUGCUUGCGGCAAUACUGACAGCAUAGCUAGUACUUCCGCUACGGUAGAUAUUACUAACAGCAAUAGUAGUGGCGCCGGCGUUAGUACUGUAAGUGGUGCCAGCAGCUGUGCUGGCGAUAAUCGUUUGGCCCACUCUAAUGUCAAAGCACGUAAAUCGGAACGCGGUGAUUCGUUUCCUAAGCUUCGCUUAUCACCGAAAUCAUUUCGUUUUAGUGGCCGCUUUGGGCGCAGUAAAAGUGAAAUUGAGAAGUGUCCCAAUGAUCCAUUUUAUAAUUACAGCAAAUCAUUCCAAGAGUACGAUACCUGUACAGGUGGUGGACCACAAGGCGCAGUUGAUAAGCCCUUCCUGUUACAAGAUGGUCGCGUCGGUUUGCGCGCAAACUUGGACAAAGCGUGGUAUACGCACGGUGAGGAUAUAUCCGUUACUGUGAACAUACGUAACGAUAGCCGCAAAACGGUUCGCAAAGUCCGGGUCUGUGCCAUUCAACACGUAGAUGUGUGCAUGUUCAAUAAUGGUAAAUUUAAAAAUGUCGUUGCCGAUUCUGACUCACAUUCACCCACAGUAGAUCGCACAGUAGCGCCAGGAGCUACUUUAAAUGCAACAGUCAUAUUAAAACCUCAGCGAGGUCCAACAAAAAAUUGGAUUGCGCUUGAAGAUACUUUACAACGCAGCACGGAACCCGAUGAGAUUACAGGUGCCAUAGCAGCUUCAGCAGUACGUUCACCAAAUUUAUUUUUACCACCUGGACAUUCACCAAAUCCAUGUCCAAGUCCAGCAGUUGGUAUACCACAUGCUAUACAAUCUCAAGUACAUGGGCACCAUAACACGGGUAGUGGAAAUGUAGCUGAUGAUCGCAAUGUAUUUGCCAUAUAUGUUUCAUACUAUGUAAAAGUAAAACUUACACUCAGCGGCAUGGGAGGUGAAUUGUCGUUGAAAUUACCUUUCAUGUUGGUGCAUGUUGAUGAGAGUCACCAUUAUGCGCAUAAAUUAAGUGAUAUGAAAAUAGAGAAAUUAGCAUUAGAUGAUGUGCCACUUAAUCGAAAGAAUGGUAAUAAAAACAAACUUCUCAGCAAAACUACAAUAGAUCGUGAAUAUAAAACAACGCACACAUUAGAUCCUAUUGAAUCGAUUGAUGAUGAUUUCACUAUACCAGUACCAACAACAGCGGCUGCUGUUGGUGGUGUACAUAAAAACUCAACCAACAAACGACGACUGGUUCGUAGUGAAACUAUUGCAAAAGAUUUGGAUGAAGAAACUGAAAAUCAGCUGCAAGCGGAAGAAUUGGAUGAAAUUACAAACCCAACCACUGCUGAAACAAGUCUUGAGAAACAGGACUCACAUUUUUCAAGUAGUUUAGAAAUGGAAAAUGUACACAUAGUACAGGUACACACAACAGCUGCGGUUGAGACAGAGACGAAUGGUAAUCUAUCUGCGGAUGCGGAAGUGGUUGUUGCUGCAGCACAGGUGCAUAAUAUGAACGAAGAUAGUGUUGCUGAUGAUGCAAAUAUACUUGAGGAAGUCAAUAAUGUGUGAUUCUCAUUUAUUAAACAUAUUUUUCAUAAAAGAAAAAUUAAUUAAAUAUUUUUCAGGAAACAAUUGUUACCACAAUUAGAUUUUCAGACUCAAACACUUAUAGUAACCUAGUAAAGA